Pogonomyrmex barbatus (red harvester ant) is the source of this 1847-nucleotide messenger RNA. It is a transcript of the gene Abp1, whose product is annotated as Actin binding protein 1. Gene Ontology annotation, molecular function: actin filament binding. Gene Ontology annotation, biological process: postsynaptic actin cytoskeleton organization; regulation of actin filament polymerization; neuron projection morphogenesis. NCBI's taxonomy places the organism in Eukaryota, Metazoa, Arthropoda, Insecta, Hymenoptera, Formicidae. Gene Ontology annotation, cellular component: actin filament; postsynaptic membrane; lamellipodium. The record is from RefSeq and is a predicted model, not a curated record.
UACUGUGAAUGAACUUACAGUCCGUCAGGUGGCGUCGGAACACUAUUUUAAAGUGAAAAGUGGGAGUCAGUCAUCUGUCUAUUUAUAUGACUUGUGCGGUUCCUCCCGUUAUCGAAUCCGCCCCGGAACUUGUUAUGAACUUGAUGAUUUAGCGAGCGACAUGUCAAUUAAUCUGACGAAAAACAAAGAUGCCUUGGUGGCCGCUUGGCACAGCGUGGUCGACGACAAAUUGUCUACUAACUGGGCUGUGUUUGGCUAUGAAGGACAGACUAAUAAUUUAAAAGUUAUCGGAACAGGAGAUGGUGGAUUGGAAGAAAUGAUUGAUCGAUUGAGUAGUAGUCAUAUUAUGUAUGCAUUUUGUAAAGUUAUUGACACUAAAACAAGUCUACCAAAGUGUUUACUUAUUAAUUGGCAAGGAGAAGGUGCUCCAAUUGUUAGGAAAGGAACAUGCGCUAAUCACAUCAGAGACAUAGAGAAAUUGUUGAAAGGAGCACAUAUAACAAUCACCGCACGUUCUGAAGAUGAUGUAGAGGUAGACACGAUUAUGGAAAAACUUGCGCGAGCAACAGCUUCCGCAUAUAAGUUUAACGAACCACGUAGUGAAAAUGAAGGACACACAGGUCCUAUAGGAACAACAUAUCGCAGAGUAAUUCCUGAACAAGAGAUAAAUGCAACAGAAAGAGAUCAGUUCUGGGAAAAAGAAGAAAUGGAAGAGAAAAAAAGAUUGGAACAAGAGCGGCUGCGUUCUGAACAAGAGCGGCAGAAACUGGAACGAGAAAUCCGAGCUCGAGAAGAAAAGGAAACGCAACUGAGGGAACAACAAGUCACUGCUAAGGAAAACUCCAUUGCUCGUCAAAAGAUGGCCGAACAGCGUGCCGAGGAAGCAAACAAUUUACGUAAUCAGUUAGCUGCUCAAAAUUAUAGCAAUGAUAUUGAAGACGAUCAUAAAUCGCGAAGUGAAGAAUUACGAAGACAAAGAAGCAAAGAAACGCAACAAUUGAUAGCUCAAAGAACUAUAAACGCUCGAGCGAUAUUUGAGCAAAAUUCAGCAGCUGGUCAAAUGAAAACGAGUUCGGCUCAGCAAUUUUUACCUAAGAGUAAUCAUGUUGAAUCCAUGAGAAAAGCAUUGGAAGAGGCUCAGAUAAAAGAUCAGCCUGAUGUGAAGUCUCGCGAGGAAACAUCUGUUGGUAAAAAAUCUACAAACGCGGAAACAGUGACGAUUUCUUCGUCUGCAGUGCCUCAAUCUCAAAAUACCAAUCAGGAAUUGAAAACCAAUACUAUCAAUCCACAGCCAGAAUCUGAACAGGCAACAGAGACUAAAGAACAGAUCGCCGAAAAUGAAUUAUAUAAUCAAUUAGAUGGCCCGUACUUAUAUUUCGAUCCAAAUAAUGAAGGGAUGAAAGCUAGAGCUUUGUAUGAUUACCAAGCCGCUGAUGACACAGAAAUUACAUUUGAUCCUGGAGAUAUAAUCACACAUAUAGAUGCAAUUGAUGAAGGCUGGUGGCAAGGGCUUGGACCUGAUGGAACUUACGGAUUGUUUCCCGCUAAUUAUGUUGAAGUUAUCGAUUACAGUACGACAUGAUAAGAUAUGUUUUCGGAAAAAUUUAUCAAGAUCAUUUUUUAUUUUUCCCGUAAUUACUCACAUAAUUUACAUAUGAAAUAUUGAUAUCAGUUCAAUCUUGUCUCUGAUAAUUGCUUAUGUUCUGCUAUUAUGUUCUAGGUUUAUAAGUCAAAUUGAACUACGUGAUAAAGUGAUUUUGAAUAAUUAAAAAAGAUUUUUGUAAUGGUUUUUGGAAUGGUUUAUGCUUAAUGCAUAAUAGCUGAAAUGCACAUCAUCGUAACGUUUU